CCAUAGACAACGGGUUUUACUACGACAUGCUUUUUUCUGAUGGCAUCAGUAUCAACGAAGAACACCUCAAAGAGCUCACAAAAACAAUGCAAGGUAUUGUAAAGCAAAAUCAAGCUUUCAUUCUCUACACUGCAAAAGAUAAGACAGAAGCGCUCCAUAUUUUAUCACUCAUGGAAGCUCAACAAGCACAUAAUCAAGACAACUCUCAAUCUGCAGACGCGACAUACACAUUCUACUUCAACACAAUACCACAAGCUGCUGCUGAAAGAAUUCUUGGCCAUGUAAGACCAGCCUAUAAAACAAUCUAUGAAGGCCUCACUGAAUAUAUCGUCACACAAAAUGGGAUCCCAUCAGACCAAUUCAUCACAUUUGCAGACCUGUGUGCAUACUGGCAAGCAAACGAAAACAACCCACAAAUGACUCGUAUUUAUGGUCUUGCUUUUGAGUCAAAAGACGCACUCAAAGCCUACCAAACUAUGAUGGAAGAAGCAAAAAAACGCGAUCAUAGAAUCCUUGGACAAAGAUUAAAAUUAUUCACAAUCUCUGAUUUAGUUCUGGACUGCCAUUAUUCCAACCAAACGGAACAAGUGUGGACGCCACAUCUUGCAAAAGAAGACCUCUACAAAGUUUCAGGACACGCAGGACAUUAUCUAGAAGACAUGUUUUCAGUACACGGAGGAACAUCAAAAGAAGACUUCUAUGUAAAACCAAUGAACUGCCCUCACCACAUGCAAAUAUUUGCAGAUAAUCAGUUCUCAUACCGUGAUAUGCCAAUUAGAUACUUCGAACCAGCGACUGUGUAUCGUGACGAAAAAACCGGCCAAUUGGCCGGUCUAACUCGCGUUAGAUCAAUCACACAAGACGAUGGACAUCUUUUCUGUCGCCCUGCGCAAAUCCAUGAAGAAGUAGCAACAAUUGUAAAAAUCAUCAAAGAGUUCUACACCACUAUGGGUAUGAUGGAAGGAUAC
Molecule: messenger RNA, 968 nt
Organism: Darwinula stevensoni
Lineage: Eukaryota; Metazoa; Arthropoda; Ostracoda; Podocopida; Darwinulidae
Source: the annotation of a GenBank genome assembly